Lolium perenne is the source of this 9373-nucleotide messenger RNA. NCBI's taxonomy places the organism in Eukaryota, Viridiplantae, Streptophyta, Magnoliopsida, Poales, Poaceae. The record is from RefSeq and is a predicted model, not a curated record.
UGGGGCAUGGAGUAUCCUGCCUGGCCUCGCAAACCCUAACACCCAGCCUCGCGAGCCAUCGCCAUGGCUGCCACCCUCCCCAGCUGGAUGAUGCUAGAGCGCUACGUUUUCCGGAGGGACGACCCAGAGUCCUUCCCCGGCGACGAGGCGGCGCCCUUCACGGCCUCCUCCUGCACCUCCCAGGGCGACCCUUUCCGCGUCGCCUUCCUCAUCGCCGCGCCGCCGGCCAUCUCCCGCCUCUACGUGCAGUGACCGGGCCCGGGCGGCCUCGACCUCGUGGCGGCCCAUCGUGACCUCGUCCUCCUCAGGCUCCCGCAUCUGCAGCAGGACUACUUCAUCUGCAGACUGCAGAGCGUCCUCCUCGCUGCUGCUCAAACGGAUCCCCAUGUGUACGGAACCAGUAUUGGUACGUGUGAAGAAGAACGGGAAGGAGUUGCAGAACCAGUAUUGGACCUAUUGGUACAUAACAAGUGGGAUGUUAUGCAGAACCUACAGAUCCACUAUCGUGAGGAGGAAUUGCUGGAUUUGCUAUACUGGAAAACUGACACGGUGAUCCCCCUUCAGCAACUUCUUGUGCUGGGUCAAUUACGACCGAGGAGGAAUUCACUUCUGCGAUGUGUUCGAAGAAAUGCCCAAGCUAGUUUACCUCCGGCUGCCCAUUACCAAUCGUCCUCGUGAUACAUCGGCACGCCCAUUCUUUGACACGAAGCGCAGCGUGUGCGUUACUGAAGCUGGCCUAAAGUUUGUCGAUGUUUCCUGUGAAGACGGUGAGCUUUCGGGCCCAAUGGAACUUGGUACUGGUUUCACCAUCACCUGCCACACAUUGAAGAUAUCAGAGAGCGGCGACAUGAAGUGGGACAAGGAUUUCUCCAUCACGUCCAAGGAUUUGUGGGCUUGCAACAGCUCCGAUCUCCUUCCACGCAGUGCUCUGAUGUACCCUCUUGUGAGUAUGGACAGGCCCCAUUUGGUACAUUUUCUGUUGGCUGAUCAGUCUUGGGAUGGAAUCUACAAUGUUUCCACUGUAUCUAUUGACGACGAGUCCAGGGAUGAUGAAAUCGACAAGGUUUUCAGUGUAUCUAUUGAUAUGACUGCCAAGGCAGUGGUGUCUAUCCUUCCUUAUAUUGAAGAGAUCUCCGUGGCAAAGAUGCUGACAUGGUCGACUUCAGGUCCCACCUUCUCCAGCCCUUUCUCCCCUCUAAGUUCCCCAACUUCUUGAAUGAAUCAUUAUGAGUUCCAUCUUUUCAAGCUGAACUGAAAUUUGAUAUAUAUUCAGAUGGGAAUUAGACUAGGAAUUUUUUUGAGUAUUGUUACUUCAAAUAAUAUAAUUUUCUAAUUCUGGUUAACUCAUGUUUAGUAGAGUGGCAUCAUAUAUCCUUGAUUAGACUGUUCGGUCCGUUGAAUAUUGGUGCUAGUACUCUUAUCGAUGUUGGUUGAUUACUUUGUUGAUUGUGUUCUGCGUGCAUGUAGCCUUAGCAUUGCGGCUCGAAAUUAUGUGAAAACCUUCAUUGGUUUUUUUUUUUGACAAUCAAUACCACAUAUGUGAAAGCCUUCAUUGGUAUUUACAAGUGUGUGGUUCAGAAUAUAUAUCAUCUUUCUAGGGCUGUCUUUAGAAAAAUAUGGGUAUUGAAAGAAAAUAGAGUUUGGAGUCGCGAAAAUUUGCCUUUUUUUGUUCAGACUUCAUUUUAUAAUCGCUGGAGUUCAUGUAUCUCUACCACGUACUAUUUUCUCUGCAUCGACUAAUGCAUACAACAUUUAUUAAUAAAAGCUAGCCAAGCCCGACAAAAGUAGCUAUACAAAAAGAAAAGAAAAAACAAGCCCGAGGCAUCAUGCCUCGCGGCAAUACCUCCAGACUACGACCAACCAUACAAUAAAAGGAAAAAAAUAUAUACACAUCUCCUAAGAAGGAAUUGUCGUAUGUGCAUCAAUGAUGACGAGCUCAACUAUAGGUUGAUCUUGAAAUUUUUAUCUCCAAACCCGAGUUUCGAGCCACCACCUUCAACAAGGGCGCGAUGCAGGUAGACGUUGACAUUGCCCGAUUAUAAUCAACUGUUUUCACAUGUGAGUGUGUAAUAUUGAUGUUCUACUUAUACCAUCAUCACUUGUCCCGCUAGCAGCUUCUCACUAACCGGAUGCCACUGGAGGAAAAACUGGUAGACUAUUAGGUCCCAUGCCGCCACGCCUCCAUCCAUUGUCAUGACUUGAGGUCACCAGAAGAGAGGCCAUGCGUAGCACCUACCAAGACCAGGCAUGACUUGACGCCUCCUCAUGAGAUGUCGUCCAUAUCCACCACCGGCCAGACAUGGCUUGACACCUCCACGGUGGAUGUCGUGUGUAGCACCCGUUGAGUUGAAUCGAACCCAACCUCGAAGUGGAGGGGGCCGCCACCGGCCUUCAAACUCCGCGGUCUCUGAAGUGGGGUCUACCACCAUUGGCCUCCACACAUGAAGCUUGAGACCAUAACCAAGACGAAGAUCAAGGGCGGACCCAGACCAAAUGUUCAGUGGGGGAAAUUUAGUUGAGUGGGGGCAGUUUUAGUGCAAAUUCUAAUUUUUUGCAACUUUUCCUUCAAAUGCAAACAAAUAACACUGAAAUUUAAAAAUUUUAGUGGGGGCCACUGCCCCCACUCACCUCUACAUGGGUCCGCCCCUGACGAAGAUCCGACUGCCGCAUCAUCCACAUGACCACAAUGCAUCGUCAUCGAAGUGCCAGGGUUGCUUCCCUAGUUCCAAUCUCCUACGCCACCAUCGGCUGACGUCUUACCGAGCGUGUCGCCGCCAGAUCACCACUGCUAGAACGACUUCCGGCUACAGCGCUACCAUGCAGCACCGCGGUAGUUAGCCUCGUUUUCCCCGUUGCAGACUGCUGAGAGCGGAGUUGAUGAAGGAGUAUUUAUGCGCAACGUUGAGUGGAACUCCAAGAGGAAGGUAUGAUGAGCACAGCAGGAAGUUUUUCCCUCAGUAAGAAACCAAGGUUUAUCGACCAGUAGGAGAAAAACGUUCUCUCCCGAGGUGUUGCGAACCAACUCGUGGCAGGGCGCACUGCCGGCGUCAACAACAACGUUGAGACCUGCACACAAACAACCAAGUACUUUGUCCCCAACUUUUAGCGAGGUUGUCAAGCUCACUGGUUCUGCUGAAAACAAAGGAUUAAACGAACCGUGUGGAAAAAGAAUUGUUUGCAGAGAUCAGAACAGAAAAAUGUUGUAGAAGAUUGCAAUUAAAAGAAGAAGGACCGGGGUCCACAAUUCACUAGAGGCGCCUCCCCAAUAAAAUAAAUAUGCUGGGUAAACAAACUACAUAUGGGCAAUUGACAAACAGAGAUUCUACGCUAAUGGUUGGUGCAGAAUACAUGCUAUGAAAGUAUGCGGGCAUUACAACAAUAUACAUAGACCGUAAUCCAACUGCAUCUAUGACUAAUAAUCCACCUUCAGGAUUGCAUCCGCGACACCCGCCAGUAUUAAGUUGCAAGCAACGAACUAUCACUUUAAGCAAUGUGUGUAAAGUAAACGAUGAAACUACCCUUGAAUAGAACAUCGUUGUUUUCUCCCUAGUAGCAACAACACAUCUACAACCGUAGAAAACGAGGUCACUUCCCAUGGUUAAAUAGAAGCAUGAACCAACUAUCGAGCAUAAAUACUCCCUCUUGGAGUCGCUAGCAUCUACUUGACCAGAGCAUCUACCAGAAACAGAGAGCAUGCAAGAUCAUAAUAACAUAAAAUACAUAAUCUCAACCAAAGCAAUCUCUCUAUAAAUCGGAUCCACAUCAAACCAACAUGUAGCAAUUACAAAUAGAUGAUCUUGAUCAUGUUAGGUAGCUCACAAGAUCUAUACAUGAAGCACAACAAGGAGAGGACAUCCAUCUAGCUACUGCUAUGGACCCAUGGUCCCGUGGAGAACUACUCACGCAUCACCUCAGAUGAAGACAUGGCGAUGUAGAGGCCUCCGGCGGUGAUUUCCCUCUCCGGCAGGGUGCCGGGAUGGACUGCAGAACCCUCCCGAACUUGGGUUUCGGUUGACGGCGGCGUCGGAACUUUUCGUGGAUGGAGGCUCUGGUCCCUGGGGUUUUCCCGAUACGAGGAAUAAAUAGGCAGAAGGGCGGAGCAAACGAGGCGACGAGGCGCCAGCACAUGGGCCAGGCGCGACCAAGGGUGGGGUCGCGCCUGCCCUAUGUACUGCCACGUGGUAGCUCUCCUGCGCGUGUCCUUCUGACUCUGUCUUCGUCCCGGAAAAAUAAGACUGGCUUUUGUUUCGUCCAAUUCCGAGAAACUUUCAUGUACAACUUUUCUGAAUGCGUUAAUAGGUCAGUCCCAGAAAAUGCUAAAAAGUGUGGAAAAGUGCACAUAAAACAUAUAACAAUUGCAACAAAACAAGCAUGGAGCAUCAAAAAUUAUAGAUACGUUUGAGACGUAUCACAGACCUCUACAAGGUCUGCACCGUAGGCCAUAUAGCCUCAUGAAUUAGGUCAUAGAUGUCUCAGCACCACCGGUAGCAGCCCUCAUAGUAGAGUUCGCCUAGCCACCACCAUUCCGGUGCCGUCAAGGGUCAGGGUUAGGGUCCAACUUCUCCUCGCACAUCUGUCUAGGGUCGGCCACCGCACUCAAUCCUGAGGUCCCCUGCUGUUGUAAACGCGACAACCAAAUAACGAAGAACGAAAAGGAAAUCGCAGCGGAGACACAAGAUUUAACGUGGAAAACCCCUCCAACACAGUGGGGGGAAAAACCACGGGCGCCAGCCAGCAAAUACUUCACUAUAUCGGGGAGUGUUUACAAACUCCAUGGGUUAUCUCAUAAUAUGAUAAACCCUAGCCGGCGGCUUACAAGAGGUAUAUAUAAGCGGUGACAUCGAUCCGCUACGAUUCGGCCCAAGGACUAAAUGUCAUCCAGUUGAGUGUAAAGGUAACACCCAGAUUGUCAGGCCGAUGACGAGAUCUGAGUGACAACCUAUGUUAGAUGCAGCGAUUAACGUGUUCCAGCUUGGCUUAGGUGCAUGACUGUCAGAGCAGGGAAAUUAACAUUGAUUAAAUCCGUGCUGAUGGCGAGGCCGGUACAUCAACUGCUUGUCGCUGAUGCUCCAAUUUUCCGUUUUGAGGAGAUAGGUAAAAGUCUGAGAGCUUUUUUUUGGCCCGGAAAGAAGGUGCAAGGAGGACAAUGCCUGCUAUCUUGGAACAGUAUAAGCAAAACUCAUUGUUUUGAUGGCCUGGGAGUAGAAAACUUGAGACUACAAGGCCUGGCACUGAGAGUGAGGUGGGAGUGGCCCAGAAGGAGAAAAGACCUUGGCAGGGCCUCCCGAUGCUUAAGGACACUGGAGCACGAAGUUUAAACGGACCGAACAACGGUGUUUUGUUCUUCCGCCGCACUGACUUCACAUGAGAGAUACUAGACUAGAAAGAAAGAUGCAUGUAUAUGACCAUCCAAAUAGGCUGGCAGGUGAUUAUAAAAGCAAAGGUUGCAAGCUCUUCUGUCUGCUCGUUGGGUCUCUUGUCUUUUUAGCCAAGGUUGCAAGCUAUGAUGCUGAGUUGUUGCUUUGCUUCAGACAAUUCAAACAAUGGUCGUCUGUCUUUGCAGAACUGGACAAGAAUAUUAACUAGGUACAGGCCUAUGUUUGCCAAGCUCCAAAUUACUUGUCGAAUACUUCUGUCAUUUUUUUGUCUCUAGUAAUAAAGCAGUAGUAGAAUUUGCAGUCACAAACACACAUGUAUUUGUGCACUUCAAAGGAAAUUCAAAAAAUUCUUACGUCAUUCAUGACAUUAGCUAAGUAUUAUGUACUCAAGUUAAUUGGGAACAUACGUUAGUAUAUAUGUGCAUGUAAUACCCUUCGUCCAUUAAUGACAGUAGACAUGUAUUUCGUACUCACCUCAUUUAAUACUCUGCGUCCAUUAAUGACAGUAUGUGUCAUCAACCGGCCACACUACUGACUACACUUACCCGUAAUAGUUUUUGCUUCCUAAAUAGGCACAUGUCGAGGUUUGACGAGUGUCUUAAGGCCAAUUAGCGAUGUGGGCUCAGUGGCAUACUAUUCUAUACUAGUACAAGCAUCGCUGGAUCACGGAGACCAUAGCUGGAGAGCACAUAUAAGAGCCAUCAUGGUCAUGAGAAAAAGCACCAAUGGUCGUAACUCCCCAAUGUCACCCUUUCCCAUGCUGUGAGACAACAACAUCAAUAUUAAUCUAGGUCACCCCCGGAGGGGACGUAAUCUAUUUUGCCGCACCAUCAAUCUUGCCAGGGUAGCCGCCACGACAGGUCAUGGCGAUGGCUUCUUGGGUGAACUUAGGUUUACCAUAUAAACUGUGACUAAAUUUGUUCCACCACUUGCCACACCCAGGUGGACCAUUGGGACUUUAUCCAGAAAUUAUUGAUGGGCCUAGCCCACAAUAGUUCAUACACCCUGGGAGGUCAAUUUAUUGGACAUCUAGCCAAAAAUAUAUUUAGUAUCUAUAAGCUUAAACGGACCGAACACCGUGUUUUUUUCUUCCGCCACACUGACUUCACAUGAGAGAUACUAGACUAGAAAGAAAGGAGUGGUUGUCGUUGUAUGAACAGUAAUGAGCACAUGUGGAAACAAAAGCUGCAUAUAUAUGACCAUCCAAAUUAGUUGGCAGAUGGUUAAAAAGCAAAGGUUGCAAGCUCUCCUGUCCGCUCGUUGGUUCUCUUGUCUUUUUAGCCAAGGUUGCAAGCUAAGAUGCCAGCUCGUUGAUUUGCUUUGCUUCAGACAAAUCCACCAACCGUCUCCUGUGUUUGCACAAUUGGACAAGAUUAUUUACUAGGUACAGGUCUAUGUUUGCCAAGCUUCAAAUACUCGCCGAAUACUCCUGGCAUUUCUUUUGUCUCUAGUAGUAAAGCAGUAGUAGAAUUUGCAAACAUGUAUUCGUGCACUUCAAAGAAAUUUUUAAAAAUUAUUACAUCAUUCAUGACAAUAGAUACUCAAGUUAAUUGGGAACACACGUUUGUAUACGUGUGCAUGCAAUACCCUAUGUCCAUUGAUGACAGUAGACACGUAUUUUGCAAUAAACCGAUUUUUUUCUAAUGAUAAAUUAAGGAGAUCUCUUCGUUAAAUCACUGUGGAAGACAGGUUUAUCUUUAGUCCCAUUCACUGUCUCACUUUGCAAGAUUCAAAAUCAUAUGUACUCCCUCUGGUCGGAUUUAAUUCACGCCGGAGGGGUACAUACGAGGCGAGAGUUCGAAGCAACGGCGCGUCAAUCAAAUCAGUCCCGAGGUAGUACUUUCUUGUGAGGUGAAUAUGUGUGUUUGUAGCUCUUAUUCGGUCACCAUGAUGUCUACCAUGAUAUGUUCAUAAUGUUGAAUGAACCAUGACAAUUUACCUAUUAUUUUUGCAGUGUUCGUAAAUAAUAGAUAAUGUGCUAUUGAUGAAUUUAAAUGUGUGAAUAGAAUUAGAAAAGCUUCUCUCAGCCGUAGUUGAUAUUGUACGGACAUUUCAAUUUGUCGCUUAUGCCGUUCAAGUACUGCCUUAUUUAAAACAGGAACCGAUUACAACCCACAACAAUCUAGCUACCUUGUUAUUGAUUGCAUCACAAGAUCGACGUGUCGGGACAAGACACAACAUUGGGAUCGUACCGCCGCCAUGGGAUUGGCACCCCGUCCUGAUUUCUCUAGGACAAAAUAAGCCCAUAAUAUGAGCCCGGAACUGAAUUAGUUGGGUGCCACAAAAUUCCUGUGUUUUCUCUAGCUGCCUCAUUCUUUGAUACUCGUCAUGUCGUAACAAGACAUGGUAAUCACUUCAUCUAUAAUAUUUCAUAUUUUUUUAUCUCUCAAUAUUUUUAUCACAUUAUACUAAUCGACGACUCUUAAUUAGUUUGAAAUGUUAUAGCACAGCCAUAAAUAUAUAGUAAUAUCUAACCAUUCACAAUAUUAAGCACAUACAUAUGUUUCAUGUCUAUGCUACUAUUGUUAUGUUGACACGCCUUGGGAGGUGGAGCAUGUGUUCUUCAGAUUUAAAUGCAUAAUAAAACUACCUCUUAGCUGUAAAUAAAUGAAUAAAGCUACUACACAAGGUAUCCAAUGAAAAGUAUAACUUGGUCUAGACAGUAAAAUUAAGUACUCCAAAUGAAAAUAAACGGUAUCCGAUAAAACUUCCCCUACACUGUUUAAGCAUCAAUCAUAUUAAGUAGAAACAUUUAAUACAAUCAAUGGGUUUAAGACUUAAAAGUUAUGGAAUUGAACUCUUCCUACGCCCUGUCAAUCAUAUAACUUAUUGCGCAAAUUUUUUUUCUAAUAUUUGAUAGGUAAAUAAAAGGUAUCCAAUGAAACUAUGCUUACUUUUGACCAGUCAAAUAGACUAAGGGCCAAAAUGAUUUAGAAUUAAUUCUAAACUUGGCAUUUCUCAAUGAGAAAGGGGUGUGCUAUGACAAAAAUAAUAAAUGGGAGCAAUAAAUAGCAGGAAGAGGAUAGCUGUCCACUUCCAACCUGCGGUGUGUGUGUGUGUGUAAGUUGGGUGGCUUGGGAGUCCAAUUCCCCUAUAUAUACCACACCCGGUCAGUCCCAAUCACCAUCCAUUCCUACUGUUCCCGCAUCACCCCUCCUCUCCUCACUUACUUCCUGCUCGCUAGCUCGAGUCGACCCUUCAGGUAGCCAUGGCAGCCACGAUGAAGCUCAGCACCCUUGGUUAUGCAGCCAGCAUGUUAAGCACGGGUUUGUUCGACGAGCAGUUCCAGAAGUUUCUUCUGCUCCAGAAGAGCGACCCGAACUUCGUUACCGAGAGCAUCACCAUGUUCUGCGAGGACGGCGAGCAGACCAUUGGCGAGCUCACCAAGCAGCUGGGCAAGCAAUGCGUGAACUUCGACGAGGUAGCUGCUUUUGUGCAUAAGCUUGAGGGCAGCAGUGCAAGUGUUGGUGCUCAGAGAGUGAAGAAUACCUGCAUUCAGUUCCUUAAGUUUUGUAAGGAGAAGAACAGAGAUGGGUGCCUGAAGACACUGGAUACUCUGAGGGUUGUUUUCUAUGAAGUGAGCAACAUGUUUCAGGUUAUGCUUCAGAUGGAGCAGCAGCAAGCUGAAGCAACAAAGUGAGAGCAACAUGUUGUGACUGGCACUACUGCCUUUGAAGUCGGAGAACAACAUUUGCUUCUUUGAGGUCGCCUAAAGCUGCUUAUCGGCAAACUGGUCAUUUAGCGUCGCCGAUAUCUGUGUUACUAUCGGCAGUGUCAUUUUUAAUUCUCAGUGGUCAAAUAAAAAUCAUCCGCCGUUGUUUUGCGGAUCGUCAGUGGUUAAUCUGGCUGCUCAGUUCUGGCAAGCCAGUUUCGGUCGUAGGAGUGCAGAAGCAGUGUAAUGUUGACAGUCAUGCGUCGUCGGUCAGUGUAUCGGUUGUGGUUGUUUGUUGUGGAGAACAUUGUGGUGUUAUUCUAAUUUCAAGUUAUGUUGUGUU